GGUGUCUAGUAAGUAACCAUUGUUAAAGCUAAAAUUUAAAUCAACAUGAAUUACCUACAGACCAAAGGGGGGAGCACCUCGACGCCAUCAAAACCAAAAUACUUGAAAGAUUUAAACGCAGAGCAGCUACAAACGUUUUGCACUUCUUUUGAUACCGUCUUCUGUGAUUGUGAUGGCGUCGUGUGGUACACGUUGGGCGACUUUAUUCCCGGCUCGGCGGAUGCCAUUAGGCAGCUACAGCUUCAAGGCAAGCAGCUGACUUUUGUGACGAACAACAGCAUCUGCUCAGUGGAGCGACAUAUUCAGAGAUUUGCUCGAGCACAGCUGAAAAUAGACAAGCAACAAAUUGUACAUCCGGCGCAGACCGUUUGCGACUAUCUAAAGUCGCAGAACUUUGAGGGCCUCAUAUAUUGCCUGGCUACGGCUUCCUUCAAGGAACUGUUGCUCAGCCAAGGCUUCCACCUGGUUCCAGAGCAACAGGAUGGCGUCCAAAUCAAGAAUCUGUGCGAUUUGCGAAGCGCCAUCCAGGCAGAGCAUCAAGUAAAGGCCGUCAUCAUUGAUGUCGACUUCAACAUGUCCCUAGCCAAGAUAAUGAGGGCCUACCAGUAUCUGCAGAAUCCUCAGUGUUUGUUCAUAGCGGGAGCUGCAGACGGAGUCGUUCCUUUUGGGGCUGGCGAAGUUAUAGGUCCUGGCGCAUUCAUUGACAUUGUGGCUCUGGCAGCGGGACGUCAGCCUGUGGUGCUUGGCAAGCCUGGCGCCGGACUGAUGCCAAUAUUGCGAGAACGCCAUGUGGGCAGCCCGCCCGCUCGUGUUCUCUUCAUCGGCGACAGCCCAGGAAGCGACAUCGUCUUUGCCCGCCAGUGCGGCUAUCAGACACUGCUGGUGCUGAGUGGCGGCGUCUGCGCAGCAGAUGUGGCAUUGGAUGAUCAGUCGGCGCCAGACUAUGUUACCGAUUGUCUGGGCGACUUGACUAAUUUUAUAUGAGGAGGGACUGGCUGGAUAAUAACCAACGCUAUAAACACUCUCCCAAAUAUACCAUCCGAAUCGAGAGCCUAUUACAAGA
Molecule: messenger RNA, 1063 nt
Organism: Scaptodrosophila lebanonensis
Lineage: Eukaryota; Metazoa; Arthropoda; Insecta; Diptera; Drosophilidae
Product: phosphoglycolate phosphatase 1B, chloroplastic
Exons: 6
Coding region: 46-984 (312 amino acids)
Cellular component (GO): cytoplasm
Molecular function (GO): phosphatase activity
Source: RefSeq, a predicted model, not a curated record